This is a messenger RNA of Ixodes scapularis (black-legged tick), 5707 nucleotides long. RefSeq names its product C-Maf-inducing protein. The record is from RefSeq and is a predicted model, not a curated record. The coding region runs from base 419 to 2593 and encodes 724 amino acids. The transcript is spliced from 16 exons. Lineage: Eukaryota; Metazoa; Arthropoda; Arachnida; Ixodida; Ixodidae.
AAGGGCACUUCCUGUUGUAUAAUGGCGUCCAGCGAGUCGGAGUAGCGUCGAUGUUAAGAAAAAAGAAAAAUGUUUAUUCGCAGGAAGCAGGGAAAGGGUGGACGCGGAUAAUUCAGCCACCUUCCAGCGCGAGCUCGAUCUGCAAUGCCAACUUAGAGCUCUUUCGUUUCGUGCACUAGCGUGCAGUCUUGCCGCAAAUCGCUGCAACCGCUGCAACGAUCGGGUUUGGGCAGCCGUGUUGGCCAGUUCGUCUCGUUGGCAGCGAGGGAUUAUCCACCGUUAGCAGGCGAGUCUGCUGUGAACCCGGCACGUGAGCACUCCCUGAAAUCGGCAGGACAUCAGGCACUAUGUGUGGCUCCGCUCCCGACUGCUGCGCAGUCCAUCUGUUUGCUUAACGGAAGGAAGCCGUACGGCCACGAUGGAAGAGCUGCCGAACAACAGUCGGAGCAAUUCCGAGGCUGCCUCCCGGAGACUGCUGUCAGAAGAUCCAAGCAGCAGUGGUGCCGUUCAGCCCGGCUUCGUCCGAAACGUUUUCUUCACGGGGAGCGCGCAAGCGUCGGUAGAUUCGACGUCGAGCGACAGCAGUGACUGUUCGGCACUCGCGGGGCCCAGCGCCGAGCGUCCGGGCUCGGCUUGCUCGGCGCCGUGCUCGUCCCCGGGCGCGCAGGCGGCUCCGGCCAGCUGCGCUCAGGGUCCCAAAUUUAAGCUGACCCACGAAGGGGACCUGCAACUGUGCAGGCUCAACCACAGCCGCACGGUGAUCAGCAAGAUUCUCAGCUCCAAGUUCCUGAGGCGGUGGGAAGCCCACAAGAUCCUGCUUGGCACGGCAGAGAUGGCGUCGAAAACGCCGUCUGGCUUCAUGGAAAAUGCCGUGAGCUACAGUUCAAUGGAGGAUGUGUAUCCCUUGCUCCGUUGGGAUCCAAGCCACAAGUUCUGUCUUCGUGUGGUCAUUCCAGAAGGUUCCUUGCUGCUGCAGGCACCCAAUGGCUAUCUGCGUGACCAGUGGCUGCACUCUAUCCUCUGGAAGAAAAGCUUACUCAAGCAUGAGAAAGUCCUCAUGACAUCACGAAGGGUGGAAGUUGUCACUAAAGAGCUUAAGGGCUUGGUUGACUUAGCUUUGACUACCCCCUUGCAAGACAAGAAUAUCUAUCAGCGCCCUGUUGAUAUAUUGUCAAAGUUCCUUGUUCUGAGCAAGGAAUGGCUGCCGGAACAGGCUGUUGAAGACGUAAUUAGGACUGUACUUCCACUCUUGGAACGAACCACACCUACUCCCGAGAUAUGUGAAUAUUUUUGUAAACAUUGUAAGGAAUGUCCCCGAUCAAAGUUGGUUUUCGAAAUGUACACUCCUGUUGUCCACAGAAUACUGAAGCGGAAUAUGGAUUUUGGGAAGUACCCCAUGACACGAUUACUAGUCCAAGAAUAUGUCCAAGCUUUGAACUGCCAAAACUCUGGGUUGCAAGCCGUGGAAGACUUUGUUCGAAGCGUUCAUGGAGAAGGAAGCACAUGUCCACAUCCCCGUGUUCUGCCAAACCUUGUGGCCACAGUACUGGCUGGAGUGUUCUCUUUGUUUGAGGAGCGCAGAUGUGCUGAAGACCGCAAUGACUUGUCAUGUUCGAAUUUGGACUGGGAGGCAAAACAUGACUGCUUUGUGAAACUUCUGGAUGUAAUUGUGGCUUAUGAAGACUGGUGCCUCUCCUUGGGUCAGCUUUUACAGCCAAUUCCAUUUCCCGAUGACGCCCUUGCCUACCCGCGAUUUACUUCGGGUCUGAUGCCCGUGGUGGAGCGGCUGGGCACGGACCCGCGCUGCGAGUUGCACUCGCUGGUGCUGAGCGCACGUGACGGCAAGGACGGCUGGCUGCAGCUGUACUGCCCCGGGUCGGCGGCCUGCCAGGACGAGGGAGCCCUGUGGAGCCGGCUGCUCGGCACGCUAGUGGGCUGCUGCUGCCGCCGCAGGGCCUUCCUGGGGCCCCUGGCCAAGUGGCUGGGGCCCCUGAGCCUGCGGGCCCUGCGGGGGGACGCAUCUUGCCAGGCGGUGCUGUGCGCCAUGCUGGAGCUGGACGCCCUGGAGGCGCCCGACGCCCGGCUACAGGCGGCAGCGGCCCUGCGCGCGGGCGCCUCCCCGCACUAUGGCGCCCUCUGCCGGCGCCAGGGUCAGGCACGCCAGCUGCAGCUCCGGGGCGGGCCCCGCAAGCUGACGCUGCCUGCACGCUCGACGGAUGCUGACUUGGAGAAGCUGUUGAGCUGUGGGUCGUUUGGGAACUUGGAAUGCCUCUCACUGGCCUUCACUCAAGUGACCAGUGCCUGUGCUGAGCACCUCAUCAAACUACCUUCCCUACGGUAUCUCAAUCUGUGGUCCACGCAGUUUGGCGAUUCCGGACUGAAGCUAAUCUCGGAGCACCUCCCGAAACUUCAAGUUCUGAACCUGUGUGAAACUCCAGUCACUGAUAAAGGGCUUACCUCACUUGAAUCUAUGAAAAGUUUACGGAAGUUGAAUCUGAACAGCACCAGUCUCUCUGCACAAACAUUUGAGUGUCUAAAGGAAAAGUUGCCUGCAUUGCAAGAGUGUGAUGUUCGCUACACUGAUGCCUGGUAGAGGGUUACCAGGGUCAACAUCUGAGAGAGAAUCUUCAUUCAUCUGUUUGCCACCGUCCUGUAUUGAAAUUUUUCCAUUCACUUUUUUUAUGCUCUCCAUUUGACUUGUUUCUCAUUUCACAAAAACUUAUAGCCCAAGUAGUCCAGGUAAUAGCUCAGUGCUUUCCCUAUGGAUACUGUUUUGCUUUUUUAAUUCUUGACAUUCCUCCAUCUUCUGAUACCUGUGUGCUUGCACUGUGAUGAGGAGAGCAUGCUUAUUUUUUCAACUGCACUGGUUUCAUAAGAUAUAAAAAGGAGUAGGAAAGGUUUUGGAGGCCUUUUGUCUCGGGCAUUUUGGAAGCCUCAUAUUUUGUUUUGUUUUAUAUGAUGGGCUAGAAAAGAAUAGCAGAAAUAUACUAGCCUAUCCAAGUUUGGUUGGUUGCUUGGGUAAAGUUCCUUUGUUUGCAUUUGACUAUUAUUUAUUAUAUUUAUUUUACCAAUUAAGGUUUGCUGAUGUAAUACACAAACACGACUAGGCUGUUGCCUGUUUUGUUUGAAGCAUUUACAUAUUUGCAGUGUGUGUUUUGCGCUCAACUCAUGCAGUGCAUGCGCUUUAGUUUUUUUGUUUUUUUUUAUGUGAUGUGUUUCAUUGCUGGUAACAUUGAAAUCCAACUUUUAGUGGUGCUUAUGUUUUCUUUUUCCACAAAUAUAUAAGUGUUCCUGAGUAUGGUGAGCUUACAAUGCCCCUGUGCUUCUUUGAAAAUGGUGGACCAUCUCUCUUUUGUAUUUAGCCGGAGAUGAUGGCAGAGCUUGUAAUGGCACAUAUUUACUAAAUCCAAUGUGCUCCCUGGCCCCUUCUGCUUAUCUGCUCGGACAAAUCACUUGUGGGGGUGCCCCCCCAUUAUGCGCGCCGACAUUUAGCCACUUCCUAGGAGCGGAGGCUGUAUAUUGCCCCAUUUGUUUAGAGUGCAUACUGUACUGAUAACUUGGCUCUACUAAGUUAGCUUCGAUGCUAGUGACACGUGGCAAGAGAAAUUGUUUAAUUUUUUUCUUGAUACAUGGUAUACUCGUGCUUUGUGCAGCUAUGGCCUGGCGCCCAUUUGCACAUUGAAAAGCGCAUUCUUGCACGGUGAAAAGAAAGCAAGAGUUCUCUGGAAUAAGAAUGUGCCUAUUGUUUGCUGGUAGUGAUCCCUCAUUGAUCACUAUAGGAAGCUGAUUCAGGCUUUGGAAGUAGAGCUGGAAACUCAUCUUGUUUGCUCACAGUAGUGUGCUGUAUUUUUGCAGUGAAGAUGCCCGUUUUGAAGCUUGUCACAUCUGAUCAAGCAACAGUACAACCACAAUAACUUACAUCUCUCCUCGAUGCUGAUAUAACAAGUGACUGGCUUGUGCAAGACUGAGUGCCACAUAAGCGAGUGAAAAUUAAAGAAUAUAUUUUGAGCGGUUUCACUCUGGCAGUGCGCCAGCCAAAGUGCAUCAUGCAAGCUGUGCCCGCUGACAUUUUUCUACUAUGCCAACAUGAUGUGUCGAUGUAAUGCAGGAAGCCAACUUCCACAUGAGCUGCAGUGUCCAUGCCUCGGUUUAGGACAGGCCUGCUCAGUGUGUGGUACAAACUGAUGAGCUUCUUUUUUGAAAGGUGUCUGGGGUCGUCAGGUUGUGCGCUUCUCUCUGAGCUUGCACAGGACAGUUGUAGCUAUCGUAUGAAACACAGCUGUAUGCUUGUGUUGCUAAAUACAGUACAAAGUAGAGUACAUUCACCCUAUAAUGGACGCAACUUUCUGCCACAGUAUUGCUUUUGGAAAUAUCCAGUGGUACAGCUUUGGGAUAAAUUAGUUUGUCAGUUGAAUCGUGACAUUUGGUUUUGGAGCACCUCAAGCAAAUCAAGGUACAAAUUAUUUUGACUUUGGGGCACUAAAUCGUGGAUUAGAAAAUAUUGGGGUUUUUUUUUAGGACAAAUCAUUAUGCCUGAUCUGGUAAUACUUGGGAGAUUGGCAUACCGCUUGAGUGAUUUUGUAUGAAUUGGCGACUGGGGACCCUGGUCAGACCCUGGGCUGGUCUGACCAGUGCAAGACCUUGUCUGUCUGGCGUUGGGUGUAAUUGCCCUUGGCAAGCAACAAAGAAACGGCAGCACCAAACAAAGCUGAUCUGGUGCAGUUGUGUCGAAAGUUUUGCCUUAGCAAGCAACGUACAAACCGUCGGACUGUGCUUACAGUGCAUAUCUGCUGGUGCACUGUAUACACACUAACAUAUGUAAGCCUACUUAUUUCUCCCUCUCUAGUGUAGCUUAUUCUUGUGCAGUGUAAGUUUUGGUGUGCCGUUAAUUUUGUGGUGCGCUUUCCCCGACCUUCCAAUAUCAACAAGUUCAAGACUUAUCACCUGAACAGCACAAAUGCAGGAAAAUCUUCUGCUCUCGAGUGCUAGCUCACUUGACACAAAGAUUCAACGUACAAAUUACAAAUGGUGAAGUUAGUGAAUUCAAAGUGUGCAUCUUGCAGGCUUAGCUUUUCCUGUACAAAUGUUUAAAUAGCAGUGUCGGCACCUAGCACUCUACUUAGCGAAACGUUGGCUGCCAUAUAGCUUGCACUUUGGUUGCGUGUCUGUUGGCUUCCUUUCUUGACUUGCCAUCGUCCGCAGGACAGUUGCAACGGGAAGCCCAAGAACCGGUUUCCUGGGUUUCUUUCAGCAAAAUGAGAAGAGUAUCGAGUCUUAAAUAUCAACAAAUAAAGUAGCAUAGAUAUAAUCAAGAAGUACAUAGUUAUGUGCAGCAUUUAAUUGUUGCCUGUUCAUCUAUGAAAAGGUCCUCUUUGCUAUGGUGAUGUGCAAUUAAUAGAAUGUUUUGUCAUUUCAGCUCUGUUUUCUGUUCAACCUUGAACUACCUAAGGCUGAAGUUACUGUAUCAAUGUGGUUCAUUACAUAUGUAUUUAUAAUUGAAACAAAAAAAAAAAAUCUGUGGUUUCAGAGUUGUGUGUUAGUGUUCCGAGUUGCAAAGAGUCAACAGAUGUGGUAUUUUCUUAUAUAAUGUCCCCUCUCAAUAUGUUCUCCCUGCUCUAUGAUCUCCACAACUAAACUCUUUAUUUUUUCAAGUGACCAUAAUAUUGCAUCACUUGUAUUGCUGAAUUAAAGAAUGUGUUCAAGUUCA